GUUCUCGCUGCGCCGGCAGCGCAGCAUUACGGUCGCGUUACCCUCGCGACACGGAAGAGAAAGCGGAGAGUACAUCCUGACGCGCGCGCCAAUCACCCAGGCGAGGAAGCGCGCAGUCGAGAGACCCGAGCGAACCAAGCUCGGUCGCUUCGUCGAGGGUGCAGUCCGUUGCUUCUCGUUGCUACGAUUAUUUCUGCGAGUAGCUAAAUAUUAAUUCGUGCGCGAAUCGAAUAUUAACGUGCUGAAACGAAAUCAUAAUACGAUCAGCCCGGCUUUUCAGCGAGUAUCGCCGAAAGUGUCGUCACGUGUGAAUACGAGCUGGCUCCUAAAGAGCAGUCUGCUUAUUCUCAUCGGACAAAAUCCCAAAUAGUGAUCUUCCGCGCUAGCGUGUCGCGACCGACUUUGGGAUUUUCUGGGUCGUCGACCUACACAGUCUUCCUACCUCUCGUCCUGCGCGAGUGUCGCAAGCAAAGUGCAGUUCCGUGUCGUGAUCUUUUAUCAUCUUUAAUUCUCUGGGAAUUUCUCAGCUGUGAAUCUUCCGCUAGUGAUAUCUGAUCAUUCAACGUCGACGAGACGCUUUAUCAGUGCACGCGACCAGCUGCUACUGCCUUUUUCUCCCUUCCGCAACUCUCUCUUUUUCUCUCUUACGUCGCGUCAGUCGCAGCAUGGGGGACCAGGAGCAACAGGAAACGAUACCAAGCGUGAUAGAGUUAAACGUGGGCGGCGUCUUCUACACCACCGCUUUGGCUACGCUGACUCGUGAGGGUGAUUCGCAUCUGGCUCAACUCUUUACCGGCAAAUCCGCCGUGGAAAAGGAUGCCAAGGGCAAAUAUUUUCUGGAUCGUGACGGCGUGCUCUUCCGUUAUGUAUUGGACUUCCUGCGCAAUCAAGCUCUCGUUUUACCCGAGGGUUUUCGUGAACGUGAAAGGCUUAAACAGGAGGCAAAUUUUUAUGGCUUGCCCGGUUUGGAGAAGGCAAUUUUGGAAAACGCUGAUUCCAGGCAAACCGGUGCGAUUGGCAAACGCGCUCCAGGAUACAUCACUAUCGGCUAUCGGGGCAGCUUUGCUUUUGGUCGCGAGGGUCUGGCCGACGUUAAGUUUCGCAAACUCUCGAGAAUCCUCGUGUGCGGCCGCGUGGCACUCUGUCGGGACGUCUUUGGCGAAACGCUAAACGAAAGUCGCGAUCCCGAUCACGGCAUGUCCGAUCGUUACACAUCACGUUUUUUCCUGAAGCACAGCGUCAUCGAACAGGCCUUCGAUAUGCUGCAGGAGCAGGGUUUCAGAUUAGCGGGCAGCUGCGGUUCCGGCACCGCCGGAAUCAACUCUGAGCAGCUAAAGCCCGGAGUGGAUGCCGAGGAGAAUCGUUGGAAUCAUUAUAACGAAUUCGUUUUUGUGCGUGAUUAAAGAGUUUCGCAAGCGAAUCAGGUGUACAUUGGCUAAGCAUCGUUGACGGCUUGCAUCUAGGAGACCGCGCUGUCACGAGAAAAGACUUCUUCAGUUAUUUGAAACGAUUCAGGCGAAAGUGGAAAUAUUUGUGAAAACACGUGUGUCUAAUGUGCGAACGAAUAACACGAACGAAUGAAUGCGGAGCUCUCGUUUAUAGCAUACUCUACAGUACAUAAUGAGAUCGAUAUGCAAUAUCAGGUUGAGGAGUUCGUACGAAAGCGUCGGACGAUCGUUUCGCGAAGUUCUUAAUUAAUUACGUCUCGUAAGAAAAUUUCCCAAAGUCAUUACUAUCAUCAAUCACCGUUGGUAAAAGGAAUUUGGGACACUUCGACGUUUGAGAAUACAAUAACAUCGUCAGCCUUCUGAUACAUUAUACCCUGAGAUUUUUUCUCACUUUAAUCGACUCUUUUACCAGAAUGAGAAAACUGGAUAAGACACGACGAAGAUAGAUAUCCGAGAACUGUCGUCUUUCGACAGAACCCUCGUCUAACACAUUGACAGCGCUGAAAUAACGAGGAAUCGGAUUUCUGUAUUACGGAGAACCAUGAACUCGUCGAGCGUGACCUACGUGACGUCGGACUUACGAACACCAUUUGCUUGAAGAUGCAACAUAGAGAAUGAUGAGCGACGAGUCAACGUGGAACUUGAAAUUAGUCAAUGUCGAACGUAACAUCCGGGAAACGUAACAGUUGUGUUGAUGCCAAAAAUAUUUUGUUAAAUUCGUGAUCAUAUGUUUUUUUAUGUGUAAUUUGAUAUUCAACUGUAAAUGAGUUUGAUCUACAAUUGUACAAAUAGAAUCUAAGAUAGAAUCUUUUCUGAAUACGACGUGUUAAGAUCUUUCGUAAUCGGAACGUGUCGACGACAGAAAAGAAAAUUGCCAUUUCCGACAAAAAUCCGAUGUGCUCCUAUCGUGAGUCGUUGCGAGGGAGAAACGUUUAUUAAAAAGCAGUCUCGCGUAAAUCCACGAGAUGAAAGACGCCAAUAUCUGGCGUUUUUCAUUGCCGGUGGACACGAAAUAAGACGGCGAAUGAAACGUGCACAAGAAAAGCGGGGCGAAGGGAUGGAUGAUGUUGAAAUAUCUGCAAACGAGUGCGUUUUGGCCACUUAAAGAGGUAACAAUGUCAGAUACGUCAGUGAUAAAUGUCGCUGGAUGCAACAGACAUGUAAGGAAAUAUGUAAAUGCAAAACGGACUUGACGUGGAUACAAAUAUGGGGUAUUAUUUAAAAUUAGAUUAAACGAAUGACUCAAUAACGUUCGCGUGUUUUUCAAUCGCGUUUGACGCGAGAGGAAAUUAAAGGUGAUGAAAAAUUUCAAUUAUCGUCUGAUAACGAGACCAUUAUGUUUAAAGAAAGUCUCCGGUGCUAGUACGCCGAGUAAGUUUUAAUAUUGGUGAAUGGUCGGGCCGAGUAGUUACUGCUAGAUGACGGUCAGACUGAGUAGUUACUACUGAUCGCUAGUCGGACCAAGUAGUUAGCAGCACGCUAGAAUCUGACUUUUUCUUUAAGUAGAAAAUACACGGUGAAAGAAUGGCGGCAAGAAUAAUGUCGAUAUCUAGUGAAUUCAUCGUUUCUGUAACUUCAAUUUGAGUAGGUGACUAGCACCAUUCUCGAGGGGCGGAGCAGCUUGUCGAAUGCGUGUACUUACAAGUCGACACGAUGUCAAACGUGCUAUUCGAAAGACGGAACGCCCGAAGAUACGUACUCUCUCUUCACAUUACUUUUUACUAGUUUCUUAAAACGAGUAAAUGCUUUUCUUUUUCAUCUAAAAUUCUUUUUGUUGUAAAGCGAAACGUAAAUGUUGCAAGCAAUUUAUAACUUUUAAUCCGUUGUAGAAAAAUUGGAACACGAAAGCGAAGUAUUGUUAUUAAUUUGCAGCGAGUUCCACGUCGUAAAUCAGUUUAUUUACAAAAACAUCUAGAUAAUCGAAAUACUUUUCCCUUUUCUUUAUACAAUUGUAUUUUACGGAAUAUAAUUGAAGAAAAAGUUCUUCAAAGUUUUUCAGAUAAAAAGAGAGUUACAAAUUGUUAAGAAUUUACUAUUUUUAUCAGUUUCAUACCAAUACUUAUUUAUUGUUUCAUUGAUAUUUCUUUGCACACUUGUGUUUGAAGUUUAACUUAUUUAGGUUUUUUUUUUAGCUUUUUUAUUAUAGAAUUACUUAAAAUAUAAAGUAGCAGUUUUUUGUUCUAUACUUUUCAAGUAUUUUGUGUUUAGGGAUUAUUUAUUUACUUAUUUAUAUUAUUAAUAAUUUUUUUGUUUGCAUUUUUGAAACGAUAAAAGAAAAAUUUAUCGCGAUUAUAAUCUUAUCGCAACAGGUUAUCAUGUAACAGACAAUGUUUAGAGAUUGUUCCGAAGAGUCCCGACGGCACUGAACAGACAAGGCAGAUAUUGAGUUUCGAGUUAGCCUCUCGUUAUCGUAAAAAGCGUACAACGUCGAAGAUUUUCUUAAAAAUAAUGGAGAUAAAUCUUGCAUCAUAGCAAUGUCUCAUGUAUCAUUAUUAUUAUGGUGAUCGAUGAAUGUGUAGAAUCACAAUAAAUGUAGAGUUAUCUCAACUUUAACUGCACACAUUUAACUUUUGUAAUUCAUUAGCAGUAUCAAAAUUAUAAUAUAAAAAAUAUUAUAUAAAGUUAUGACGAAAAUUUACAAUUGGAUACUUAUUCUUUGUGUUAAUAUGCGUUGCGGCAAUCCGAAAAACAAAUGUUGGAGCAAUGAUGCGAAUCAUAGCUGUUAUUGUUAGUGCAUGGCUCGCUAUUCUAUAAUCGAUGCAUCUGCGUCCGCAAUGGAUUGAUUUAUAAUGACAUUAUAUGUUCGGGUUGUCGUGCCAGUUAUGCGUGUUAACGCGAUCGAGAUUAUAUAUUAUAACUGAGAGUGGACAUGAUAGUCCCAUGCGUUCGAGAAAAUAUAAUUUGUCUACAUUGUGUGACCUGCCAUUGAAACGUCUAAUUGUUCGUAAUUGAGACAUUUUAUGAAAAUUUAUGUUGAUUGCUAAAAUGCUGAUUCGUAAGACGAUAUUCCAUAUUAAAAGAAAACAUUAUUACACAACAUAGUUCAAGUGAAACGAAUGAACGACGUUUUUCGAGUCUGUGAGAUAUCAGCUUUUAGACAUGAUCUGUAAUUGAUCAUGAUAAUGACGAUUGUAUUGAGCAAUACGUCAAAUCGUGUUGGGAGAGUCUAUUGAUUAAUGUGGAGCAUUGGCAUCGUAAUCGUUAUGCGAUUACAAUUAGUAAAUCGCCUACUUCCAUUUACUCUGUACAAAUAAAGACAUUCAGGUGAAUCAAACUUGUAAAAUAGUAGACGGAUAUUGCACGAUUAAUGCAAGGAGUCUUACAUAGAAUGACUAUAAACUUCCAUUUAUUUCACGGUAAUAUAAAUUUUAAUCUUUAUCAAUAGUAUAUAUUAGUAUAUAUAUAUUUAGAUAUUUGCUUUUUUAUGUAUUAAUUGUUAUAUUUGAUAUUUUUAAUGUAGUUAUUUAUUGAAUUGGUCGAUUUUGACGAGAUUUUAUGUUAAUUUAGUCUAAACUACUGCAACUAAAUUAUUUGCACAGAUGUGCGAAUAUGUAAAAUUGGGCCCAAAUAAAUAUUCAUGCGACAAAUAUACCGCGCGCGUUGGAAUUAUUGGCAUCUCAUUUCGAGUUUCCGUAGUCAUUAAAAUCAAUGGCUAAUUUUAAAUUAUUAUACGCAUUUAUGCAUCUUUAUAAUGUUAAAUAAAUUGAAUUGUAUAUUUUUAUUUUUAUAUUAAUUUUUAAAACAUAUUGAAAAUAAUAAAAACGAUUUUUAAAUAUGUAUAACGAAAAAACAGACAAACUUUUUAUGUUUUGUUUAUCUAAAUAUCAAUAUUGAGUCACUGCAAAAGUUUUGGUCUUUUUUGACAUUGUUUCCGUUAUAGUGUAUCAACAUUGGCAUAUCACGGAAAACUGUAAAUUGCUUUUUGUAGCAUUUAUUAUUUUUGUUUUUUUUUGGAAUUAAUAAAUUGUAAUCAUACACAAAGAUUUUUUUUAAGACUUAUUUUAAAUAUUUUUUUUUUAGACUUAUUUUCGCUGCACUGUAAUAAUACUGUAAAUAAGUGGAAGAAUACCAACUUCUGUUGUAUAGAUAAUUCUUGAUCAUCGUUCCAAUAAUGUAUAUUAUAAUUCGUUAUAGUACUACCAGUGCUGAUAUAUUGUAGUAAAAAUAAUAUUAUUUUUCCAAAAAGGACCAACACUUUUAUUUUCAUCUGAUAUAUUAAAUUCUUAGAAGUACUAGUGUAUAUAUAUAUAUAUUUUUUUAUUGUUUCUCUCUGAUUUGGACUAAAAUUUUUUUUAAUUACACAAAUUUUUUGUGUAUGUGCAUAUGUUGUAUAAAAUGCACUUUUGUUGUAAGUUUGAGAAGAUACAUUGGUUUUAUAUUUGUAAUAGUAUUUACUUUUUUGUUUAUAGCGAUGCGUGCGUAGGGAACAUUAGAAAAUUGAGAUCGUUGAUAAGAUUAAGAUUCGUGAUACAGAAACUUUAUUUCAUAGACUAAAAGUUGUAUUAUGACUUGCUGCGAUAAAAAACAAGUGUGUCUCGAGCGAAUAAAUUCGAUAGAAUUUAGUUUUUUAUAUUUUUGAUUGAAUUUUAAAGAAAAUUCGAAUUUCAUCGGAAUUUAUUAGUUGUUAAAAUCUUUGUUUAUAUUAUAACUUUGGUAACUGAGAAAAACCAUUCUAUAUUCUCUUUAAUCUAACUUAAAUCUUUGUUUUGUCUCAGAAAGUUUUUUGAAAGGUAUUUGAUGGAAUUCGAAUUUCGCGAAGUUUGAUUAAAUUUUCUCUUGACUAUUUUUAAUCAAAUAAGCUUCGUGUACUCGGUCAAACUUCUUUCUUUGAAGUAAAGUUUCUAUCAGCAUCACCGAAGUUUAGAGUUUAAUGUUGGCAUUCCAAAUUUUAUUUGUAAGAUAUUAAAAAGUAUAGGAACCGUAAGAAAAUAAUAUAGUUGAUGAUGUGAUUAGAUCAUUUUUUAAAUUAUAACAAUGAUAUAUUGAAAAACAUCUUUACUAUCUAGUGUCUUUAUGAGAUGAUUUGCUAAAGUAUUUUUUAUUCAAUUAGAAAACAUUUUGACCAAUCGAGUUUAGAAAUACUUUACAUUAUUUAAAAUGCGUACUUAACAUUUAAAUUUAUUGAUUGAUUGCAAAAAUUGAUUGUGAAAAUGUUUGAUUUCCAUAUUCGAGACUCAGAAUUAAUUGAAAAGAAUUCAACGAGUAGAAACAGAACGGUGUUAGGUAGCGUGUAAGACUGUGACGAUAUGAAAUUAUUGUAUAUGUAUAUACGUAUAUCUCUAAGUAAAAAGAGGAGAAAUAAAAGAUUGAGGUGAUACGAGAA
This is a messenger RNA of Monomorium pharaonis (pharaoh ant), 6771 nucleotides long. It is a transcript of the gene Ktl, whose product is annotated as BTB/POZ domain-containing protein KCTD16. The record is from RefSeq and is a predicted model, not a curated record. Gene Ontology annotation, molecular function: protein binding. The transcript has a single exon. NCBI's taxonomy places the organism in Eukaryota, Metazoa, Arthropoda, Insecta, Hymenoptera, Formicidae. Gene Ontology annotation, biological process: protein homooligomerization. The coding region runs from base 666 to 1403 and encodes 245 amino acids.